AUGACCGACAAUGGCAGGGUCGAAGCAUACCCAGAUGCAGUAACCGAGUUCGACGAAAAGACGAUAAACAAUGAGACCAUCAAAGAAAAGAAAUGGGGGAUCUUGUCAAAAUCAAAAAGCGUUGCGAGUUGGAAAGAUCCUGGUCCCCCUCCAGAUGGCGGAGCUCUCGCAUGGACACAGGUCCUAUAUGCUGAAAUAAGUGCCAGGGGCUACAUGAAUUCGUUUGGUAUCUUCCAGACUUAUUACGUCGAUUUUCUCAAUCGCUCGGAUUCGGAUGUUUCGUGGAUUGGAAGCGUUCAGGUCUUUAUUGUCUUCUUUAUUGGUACUUUUACUGGGAGGCUUACAGAUGCGGGUCACUUUCGGCCGGUUUUUGUGGUCGGAACCAUUCUCAGUGUCCUCGGCAUGUUCAUGGCCUCCAUCUCAACAGAAUACUACCAAGUAUUCCUCGCCCAAGGAAUCUGCUGCGGUAUCGGCAACGGAUGCCUAUUCUGUCCAGCGCUGUCAGUAACAUCCACCUACUUCGCGAAACGCAAAAUGCUCGCCGUCGGCAUCUGCGCAUGCGGCAGCGCCACAGGCGGCCUAAUCUUCACAGUCAUGUUCCAGCACCUGAUCCCACAGAUCGGCUAUGGAUGGACAAUGCGAGUCUUCGGCUUUUUCACCCUAGCUUGUCUAAUCAUCUGCAACAUUCUAGCCAGACCGAGAGUGCCCCCUCGGAAAACCGGCCCUCUUAUUGAACUCGCUGCUUUCAAGGAACCAUCAUACACCUUGUUUGCGGUCGGCAUCUUCUUGACUUUCUGGGGUGUUUAUUUCGCUUUUUACUAUCUGAGCUCGUUUGGUGUUGCAAUCAUCAAGAUCUCUCAGGAAGAAUCGCUUAAUUUCACGCUUAUCUUGAAUGGUCUGGGUAUCAUUGGUCGUCCGGUCCCUGCCUACCUGGCUGAUCGGUAUACCGGUCCGAUGAAUAUUCUCAUUGUCGUCACUCUGUUCUCCAUCAUGUGCGCUUUUGCCAUGAUUGGUGUCACUUCUAUAUCGGGGCUCUAUGCAUGGACUGUGGUCUAUGGUAUUGUGGGAAAUGGUUUGCAGGGAAUGUUUCCCGCUACGUUGAGCAGCUUGACGACUGAUUUGCAGAAAGCGGGUGUCAGGAUGGGAAUGAUUUUCACUAUCGUCAGUUUCGCUGUAUUGACAGGUCCACCUAUCGCUGGUGUCUUGAUCACCAGAGACAAUGGCCGCUAUGUAUAUGCGCAGCUCUUCGCGGCGUGCUCGAUGCUCGUCGGCUUUUGUCUGCUCUGUGCGGCUAGAUUGGCGAGGACUGGAAAGGUCUUGAAGUAUAAGAUUUAG
This is a messenger RNA of Aspergillus niger, 1335 nucleotides long. RefSeq lists its product as uncharacterized. The record is from RefSeq and is a predicted model, not a curated record. The transcript is spliced from 4 exons. Gene Ontology annotation, molecular function: transmembrane transporter activity. The coding region runs from base 1 to 1335 and encodes 444 amino acids. Gene Ontology annotation, cellular component: fungal-type vacuole membrane. Lineage: Eukaryota; Fungi; Ascomycota; Eurotiomycetes; Eurotiales; Aspergillaceae. Gene Ontology annotation, biological process: transmembrane transport.